Messenger RNA from Caenorhabditis remanei, 1266 nucleotides. RefSeq lists its product as uncharacterized. Bases 1 to 1266 code for a protein of 421 amino acids. The record is from RefSeq and is a predicted model, not a curated record. The transcript has 4 exons. NCBI's taxonomy places the organism in Eukaryota, Metazoa, Nematoda, Chromadorea, Rhabditida, Rhabditidae.
AUGAAUCACAAACCACUACAGUAUGAAAGUUCGAAAGCCGUCCUUCUAUAUAUGGAUGCAAACGUUAGAUUCCGAAUCUCUCAUCGACUACCAUCAAUCCGAUCCGUCGAAAAAAUCGUGCCUCUCAAAAUUAGGUAUCUAAAUCUCGAUGAGUUUCGGACCAUUGUCAACGAUCACAUCCAUCGAUUUGGAAUUUAUCGAGAAUACAAUUCAGGAGAAGAAGUUCCCAAACUGAUUCAGGAUGAUAACGACAAGGGCGGAGUUCAGCAUGAUUUAGAUCGAUAUGGAUUCCAAAUUUCUCCAGGUCAUUCAGUUUUGGAUCCGGGAGACGUUCUGCUGGGAGACUUGAGAGAUAAAGUUCAGUACGACACACCCGGACGAGAACGCGCUUUAGAAGCUGAAAUCAACCGUUAUGAGAAAGCAAUAUUUCUUCUGAACAACCCAGAAGAAAUCGAAGACCCGCCUGAAGAGUAUGAAAACGAUGAUGCAGCGAUUGAGGCCUUGAUGUUAGAAGAAGCCAUGAAGCGUCCAGUAGAAAGUUUAAAAACACAUUUGGAUUAUUCACGGAUUGAUUUCUUGCCUUUCGAAUGCCGUCGUUACAAUCGCGAACCACCGUAUACAUGCUACAUUCAGCUGACUGUUCACGCUCCGAGUGGCAAGCAAAUUCAUCGUCUUCCAUAUAGAAUGAAAUUUUCUGAGGCUGGUUUCAAGGUCGAGAUGAAGUACCUCUCCAGUAUUUUUGGUUUGACAGGACCUUACGAUGGUGUUAUUUCGAUGAUUGAUCCAGAAUGCGUAUCACUGGCUGAAAUUCAAAUACAUGUUUAUCGAGAAAGUGAUCUCGAAUAUCCUUUUAUUCGAAGUGCGAAAAAGUUAAUCAUUCAAAAUACGAGCCGUCGACGAGAAAUGAUUCCAGCUCUCAUCAAUCUUCCUAAUCAUUUGAUUUCUCUGAUUAUUUCUGAUCCAGAGUUUACUGCGGAGAAUUACUUUGAACUUGUGCAGAACUGGCGGAACAAUGACCGACCAGUUGGAAGUUGUUUUUCAAUUGGAAUCCAACAAGAAGAGCCAGUGAAUUCACUGUUUCAAAUGAUGACAGAACACUGGGAGGAAACAAAAAGGAACGAUCAAUAUGCUUCAAUUCCAACAAGAAAUGGUAACAUACUGGAAGUACUUUACGAGCCAAAAGAAGAGCCUCGCUCAAGAGACCAAUGGGAGUUCGCAUACCACGAUGAGUGGAUCUUCAGGGCUCGAAUCAUUGAAAUGGAAUGA